Paramecium sonneborni is the source of this 639-nucleotide messenger RNA. The record is from the annotation of a GenBank genome assembly. Lineage: Eukaryota; Ciliophora; Oligohymenophorea; Peniculida; Parameciidae.
GAUAAAAUUUAAAAUAAAAUUAAAUCUUUAAAUAAAUUAUGGGACGUAUGUAAGCUAAGGGAAAAGGAAAGGGUAUCUCUGGAUCAGCCCUUCCAUACAAAAGAAAAGCUCCAAAAUGGUUGACACUCUCAUCAAAGUCCAUCGUUGAUUAGAUUGUAAAUUUGGCAAAGAAGGGUAUAAGAAUAAUAUAAUUUCAGGUCUAAAUGGAUCAUAAAUUGGUGUUUAUUUGAGAGAUCAAUAAGGAAUCCCAUAAACCAGAUUCUUAACUGGUCAAAAGAUCUUAAGAAUCUUAAAGAAAAGAGGUAAUUCUUCCCCUUAAUGACUCAAAUUCAAGGUUGCGCACCUAAAAUCCCUGAAGACUUAUAUGCUCUUAUUAAGAAGGCUGUCCAAAUCAGAAAACAUUUAGAAAAGAAUAGAGGAGAUAUUACAAGCAAAUUCAGAUUGAUUUUGGUUGAAAGCAGAAUUCAUAGACUCAGCAGAUAUUAUAGAAGAACCCAAAAAUUACCAUCAAAUUGGAAAUAGUAAGCUAACAUCUCUAAAUAUUUAGUGUAUCAAAGACUGCAUCUGCCUUAAUCGGUUAAUGAACAAUCCAUUUAAUCAAUAUAUAGUACAUUAUUAAUAAUAACAUAAAUUAAAUCA